UAAGUCAGUUAAUCCGUCCUAACAAAACGCGCAACGACCUUAUAUAUCUGGUACAGAAGAAUGUGACACCUUAGUCGUCGUUUCAUCACAUACACCAAACACCAAACCAACUUGUUUGUAAUCCUGGGGUAUUUUUUUCCCUCUGGAAGUGGUGGACGGCCGGCAAUAAUGUCACUCCAGAGGUACUUGCCGUGGUUGAUCUUCUUCUCUCUGGUGCAUUUCUUGCUGCACGGAGGAGGAUCCGCUGCCGGGAAGGUGCCGGCGAUCAUCGUGUUCGGCGACUCGUCGGUGGACACGGGCAACAACAACUUCAUCCCGACCAUCGCACGGAGCAACUUCUGGCCCUACGGUCGCGACUACACAGACGGCCUCCCCACGGGCCGCUUCUCCAACGGCCGCCUCGCCACCGACUUCAUCUCCGAGGCCUUCGGCCUGCCACCCUCCAUCCCGGCCUACCUCGACACCAGUUGCACCAUCGACCAGCUCGCCUCCGGCGUCUCCUUCGCCUCGGCCGCCACGGGCCUCGACAAUGCCACCGCUGGCAUCCUAUCGGUUAUCACGCUGAGCGAGCAGCUGGCCUACUUCAAGGAGUACAUUGACCGUCUGAAGAUCGCCAAGGGCGAGGUCGCGGCGAAGGAGAUCAUCGGUGAGGCGCUCUACAUCUGGAGCAUCGGCACUAACGACUUCAUCGAGAACUACUACAACCUGCCGGAGCGGCGGCUGCAGUACACGGUGGGCGAGUACGAGGUUUACCUGCUGGGGCUCGCCGAGUCCGCCAUCCGCCGCGUGCACUCGCUCGGCGGCCGCAAGAUGGACUUCACGGGGCUGACGCCCAUGGGCUGCCUCCCCGCCGAGCGGCUCGGCAACCGCGUCAAGCCCGGGGAGUGCAACGAGCAGUACAACGCCGUCUCAAGGACCUUCAACGCCAAGCUGCAGGGGCUCGUCGCCAAGCUCAACGGGGAGCUCCCAGGACUGCAGCUCGUCUUCGCCGACACGUACCAGCUCCUCGCCGCCGUCGUCAACAAGCCGGCCGACUACGGAUUUGACAAUGCAGUGCAAGGUUGCUGUGGGACCGGGCUUUUCGAGGCAGGCUACUUCUGCAGCCUGAGCACCUCAUUUUUAUGCCGAAACGCCAACAAGUACGUGUUCUUCGACGCGAUCCAUCCCACGGAGAAGUUGUACAAAUUGCUGGCCGAUACCGUCAUCAACACCACGUUGCAUGUAUUCAUGUGAAGUUAAUCUUGGUCCUAAUGUUGCAGACAGGGACGGGUUAUAUAUGACUGGUAGAGUUCAAUGUAUAUUGUAAACAGACAUCACAUCGAUUGCAUACACUCCGUUGAGAGUAUAUAUGGUUGGUUAUUGUAGAGUCCACAUAUGGACUGUAAAUCUGGCCUUGUCAAUUCUGUGAUCUUGAAUAUAUACAUAUCGAUAUACUUGGGGAAG
Messenger RNA from Phragmites australis (common reed), 1443 nucleotides. Its product is annotated as GDSL esterase/lipase At2g04570-like. Gene Ontology annotation, molecular function: hydrolase activity, acting on ester bonds. Bases 169 to 1233 code for a protein of 354 amino acids. The record is from RefSeq and is a predicted model, not a curated record. The transcript is spliced from 3 exons. Lineage: Eukaryota; Viridiplantae; Streptophyta; Magnoliopsida; Poales; Poaceae.